AUGGAGGAGCUGAUGAAAGAUACAAUUGAUAAAGUAGAAAGAAUUGGUUUGAAUGUUGUUGUUGUCAUGUCUGAUUUGGGGAGCAACUUUCAAAGCCUGGCUAAACACCUGAAAGUUAUUCCAGAAAGGCCAUGGUUCAUGCAUAAUCAGAAAAAGUAUUACCUGAUGUUCGAUCCUCCACAUCUUAUCAAAUGCAUUCGGAACAAUCUGAUGAAAUACACUUUUAAGUUUGGGCAGUACACAGCAAAGUGGCAAGAUAUUGUGGUCUUCUACAAUAAAGAUAAAGAGUUGCCAAUUAGAGCGGCACCCAAAUUAACAGAUAAACACAUCCGGCCAAACAAUUUUGCAAAAAUGAAAGUUAAGUAUGCCACCCAAAUCUUAAGCCACACUGUAACUGCAUCUAUAUGCAUGUAUGUGAGUGUUGGAGGUCUACCAUCUUCAGCUAUGGGGACUGCAGAAUGCAUUUCAAAAUUUGACUCCUUAUUUGAUUCUGUCAAUGUCUCAACUAUCCACUCGCAAAAGUCAUUAAAAUGUGCCUUGACCCAAACCUCUCCACACCUAAGCUUUUUUGAACAAGCUAUCAGUUUUAUAAAGAGUAUAAAGAUUUUUCAGGGAGAUGAAGAAGUUACUGGCAGGAUCAAGUGCCUCAAUGGAUGGUUAGUUACCAUAAAUGCCAUUCGUCUAAUUUGGGAUCACCUUCACCAAAACCAUGGGUUUAAGUUUCUUCUAACAAGAAGGUUAAAUACUGAUCCAAUAGAAAACUUUUUUGGUACAAUUCGCCAGCAGGGUGGUAAUAGCGACAACCCAACCCCCAUCCAGUUUACACGUGCGUUCAGGAAACUGUUUUUCAGUUCAUUUUUGAAUUCAUCGCGGGGAAAUUGUAAUGAUGAUUUCGAUAACCUACUUGCACAAUUUUCCAAGGCUGACUCAAGCGUUCCUGUUUUGGUUGCUGCAUCUACAAGCCAACAAAGUGAUGAUAUCGACACAACAGAUUACAAAGAGAAGGAGGUUAGUGACAAUUUACUGAAAAAUAAUCCAAUAGCUUAUGUUGCUGGAUACUUACUCCGCAAAAGUUUCCCAAAACACAAGUGUUCUACUUGCGAAUCAGCCUUGGUCACAGACCAACUUGAAGAUAACAGGAACUUAUUAUGCUUCUUUAAAGCCUACGAAUGA
Molecule: messenger RNA, 1173 nt
Organism: Paramuricea clavata
Lineage: Eukaryota; Metazoa; Cnidaria; Anthozoa; Malacalcyonacea; Plexauridae
Source: the annotation of a GenBank genome assembly